AUGGCAUCGGAAUAUAAGUAUGAUGAGGGUUCCGAGACUUGGCCCUAUUUUCUUUUGGCCAUGUUAGUGUUUGGCUUGACGCCGCUCACGAUCUCUUGGUUCAUUGGUGUAGUGUGGCCUAGUGACGCUGUUUCGGGAGGUAAAAAUGUCAAGGGUGCCAUCAAUCACGAUCACAAAUCGUUGGAAUUGCCUUCUGCAUCCAAUAUCGACAGCCUCAAGACACGCCGGAAGUCAGACCGCAUCUUCAACAAGAAACUCUUGGUUCUCAUAAUUGGAUGGGCUGCAGUGGCCUACAUUUGGAUCACUUACGCUAAGGAAGUAAGCUUGCAAGGUCUCUUUGACCCUCACACUAUCUUGGAUCUUCCAUACAAUGCUGACGACAAGACAAUUAAGUCUAAGUACAGAAAGUUAUCAUUGAAAUUCCACCCUGAUAAGAUCAAGAAAGAUCUGACCCAAAAGGAGAAAGAGGAGAUGGAGGCAGCCUUUAUUAGGAUUAAUCUCGCUUACAAGGCUUUGACAGAUGAAGUCACGAAGAAUAACUUGAAAUUGUACGGCCACCCAGAUGGUCCUCAAGAGAUCUCUCAAGGUAUUGCUAUCCCCAAGUUUUUGGUGGAAGGCAAGUACUCUCCUAUCAUGCUUGUGGUUUACUUCUUGUUGAUUGGUGUCAUUUUGCCUUAUGUUGUGGGCAGCUGGUGGUCCAAUGUCAAGUCCCACACCAAGAAGGGCUUGAGAGUGGAUACCGCCACUCUUUUCACCAGAAAGAUGGCCGAUAAGAACCCAGGAAAGGUGUAUACUCCUUUCGAUAUUUUGGAUUGGAUUCUCCAAUCUGAUGAGAUUACUUCUCAGAAUCUGAACUUGUCCGCUGAUCAAAUUAAAAAGUUGGUGCUUGAGUACUUGAACAGAGACUUUUCCGGUGACAACGAAGUUCAAAAAUUGAAGAUCGUUUCCCAGCUCCCGUUCCUAAUCAAUUCAUUCGUUGAAAUUGCCACCGUAUUCAGAACCCCAGAUGUCGUCCAAGCUGCUUAUGACCUUGAAAAGGCUAUUCUUCAGGCUUCUUCUCCAUUGGGAAAGCACAAAGAAUUGUUACAAUUGCCAUACGUUAACAAGAAUGUGGUGGAAGCACAACCAAUCAAGAAGUUAGGUAAGUUGGUAACCUUGUCUGAGGAAGAAGCAUCCAAAGUGUUGGGUAUCGAGGAUCCAAAGAAGGUGAAGGUUGCAUUGGAUGUCGCUAAGCAGAUUCCCUUCAUUCGUAUCUUGGACGCCAGUUUCCGUGUGCCAGGUGAGGACUUCAUUCCUCCUAAUGCCAUGUCUCACUUGGUUGUUAAGUUCUUCAUCAAGUCCCCAGCCUUGAAAUCUUGCGCGGACGUGGAAGAAGAUAAAUUCCUUGAGGAAGAGACUAUUGAAGAUUUGAAGAACCCAUUAAAAUCAAACGAAGAUGCACCAUUAUUACCAUUGUCUUAUGCUCCAUACUUCCCACGUAAGAUUGAGAACUAUUGGGCAGCAUUCAUUGUGAACCAGAGAGACAGCAAAUUUAUCGACGGAACCGAGGUUGUUCAGAUGGAAAGAGUUGACUUGAGCAAUCUUUCUUUGAAGCAAGAGGAGUGGAUUAAGGGUGAAGAAGGUAAUGUCGUCAUGAGCACUUUCAAGAUCAAACUUAACGUCCCAACUCCCCCUACUGCUGCCAACUACCAUUUCAGAUUAAUUAUGAAGAACAACGCAUACUUUGGCGCUGAUGUCGACAUCCCGUUGGAGAUGAAUGUGACCAACCCUCCUAUGAACGUUAAAGCUGUCAAGAAGGCCCUUGGUGAAGAAGAAUCCGAUAGUGAUUCCGAUAGUGAUAUUUCGGACCCCGAAGAGGAUAGUCUUGCUGGUGCAUUGGCUGCCUUGAGAGGUGGUGCUGUUAAAAAGUCUGUCGACGAGGAAGAUGAGGGCUCUGACAAUGAGAGUGUGUUCAGUGACAUAAAUACAGAUACCGAAGACGAAAGUGAGAAAUAA
Messenger RNA from Sungouiella intermedia, 1995 nucleotides. The record is from the annotation of a GenBank genome assembly. NCBI's taxonomy places the organism in Eukaryota, Fungi, Ascomycota, Pichiomycetes, Serinales, Metschnikowiaceae.